Molecule: messenger RNA, 2204 nt
Organism: Lotus japonicus
Lineage: Eukaryota; Viridiplantae; Streptophyta; Magnoliopsida; Fabales; Fabaceae
Product: aspartic proteinase NANA, chloroplast
Exons: 3
Coding region: 417-1982 (521 amino acids)
Biological process (GO): proteolysis
Molecular function (GO): aspartic-type endopeptidase activity
Source: RefSeq, a predicted model, not a curated record
CGAAGAGCUCAACCCCAAAUGCGAAAAGAAAGGCCCUACACUUUUGUGUGUACCUCACAAAAAUCUCAUACCUCUUUUGUUUGUUGCAAUGCUUACUUGCAUUCCCCAUCCCCACUUUGUGUUUGUUGUUUUUCCUUAGUAAAAUGAACCCAUCAGCAACAAAAACCAAAACCAGAGCCAGUUCAAGCUCCCUCUAAUUUCUAGCCCCUUUGUUCUCUGUUUUUUUCCCUCUCCAGGCCCCUCAUAUUCAGAAAACCUCCAUUAUUAUUGCAUCAAUUCAAUCAGUUUUUUUCUGUGGUGCCAAAACAAACCACACACAUUCAUUUUCACCCAUCUCAUUAUUUUCUAUCUAUACAAAUAUAGUUUAUAAACAAAGAAUCAAACAUAUUUGUAUUGUUGCAAAUAUAUUCAUAUUUAUGCAGAUGUGGAGGGGGAUGAAAUGGUGUAAUCCAAAUCUCAUCAUCCUCCUCUUGAUUCCCAUCAUUGUUGUUGUCCAUGGCUUCAAUGACUUGGAGGAGGAAGAGGUGCAGGGAAUGAGCAUGGAACUUGUACACAGGCAUGAUGCUCGGCGAUUUGCAGGCGAGGUGGAUCAGGUUGAGGCCAUAAAAGGGUUCAUUCUGAGAGAUACCCUUCGAAGGCAGAGCAUGAAUCAGAGGUUUGGGCUCAGAAAUAGCAACAAUGGGAGUCAUAGAAGGAAGGACUCAGAAAUGGUUCAAUUCCAAUUGCCAAUGCAUUCUGGGAGAGAUUAUGGUCUUGGUGAGUAUUUUGUCCAGGUUAAGGUUGGAACCCCGGGCCAGAAGUUUUGGCUCGCCGCGGACACCGGAAGCGAAUUCACAUGGUUUAAUUCUGUCCACAAGACUCACAAUAAAACCCAAACCAAAAACCAUGGUGGUGGUGGACAUAAGAAGCAUAAGGGAAAGUUAAGGAAAAGAGGGAAGAAGGUGAGGCAUAAUAACCCUUGCAAUGGGGUGUUUUGUCCUCAACGUUCUAGGACAUUUAAAACUGUGACAUGUUCCUCAAGAAAGUGCAAGGUUGAGCUAAGUGACCUGUUUUCUCUUACCUAUUGUCCAAAACCUUCUGAUCCAUGCCUCUAUGAUAUCAGGCACAAUUCUAUUUAUGCGACCGAGAAGGGGACACAAACGAGAACAGAAGAUUUUGAUCCCUGCUAUGUUGAUGGAUCAUCUGCAAAGGGAUUCUUUGGCAGUGACACAAUCACUGUAGAACUCUCAAAUGGAAGGAAAGGAAAAUUGCAUAAUCUGACAAUUGGAUGCACAAAAACCAUAGUUAAUGGGGUAACCUUCAAUGAAGACACAGGUGGCAUACUGGGUUUAGGUUAUGCUAAGGAUGCAUUUGUUGAUAAAGCAGCUCUACAAUAUGGUGGCAAAUUCUCCUAUUGUCUAGUUGACCAUUUGAGCCACCAAAACGUUUCUAGCUACCUUACUUUUGGUACCCCGAAAGUCAAAUUGUUAAGUGAAAUGAGAAGAACAGAACUAUUUUUGGCAGCUCCAUUUUAUGGUGUGAAUGUAGUAGGCAUUUCAGUUGGAGGCCAAAUGCUAAAAAUUCCAUCUCAGGUUUGGGAUUUCAAUGCGCAAGGAGGCACUAUAAUUGACUCAGGCACAACAUUGACCAACCUUGCUCUUCCAGCUUAUGAGCAAUUGUUUGAAGCUCUGAAGAAGUCCCUAACCAAAGUGAAGAGGGUUCCGGCAGGAGACUUUGGAGGGUUAGAUUAUUGCUUUGAUGCUAAGGGUUUUGAUGAGAGUAGUGUGCCAAGGUUAGUAUUUCAUUUUGCAGGGGGAGUUAGGUUUGAGCCACCGGUGAAGAGCUACAUCAUUGAUGUGGCACCCCAAGUGAAGUGCAUUGGAGUGCUUGCAAUCAAUGGGCCUGGUGCCUCUGUUAUUGGCAAUAUUAUGCAGCAAAAUCAUCUCUGGGAAUUUGACUUGGCUCACAACACUGUGGGAUUUGCUCCUUCGGCUUGUAACUAGAUAUUCCUCUUCUUGUAUUUCUCUUUAAUUCUCCCUUUUUCUUUAUAGACAAAGUUACAUAAUUGGGUGCUUUUGUUGGAAUUGGAUGAUUAUUAUUCUUUGGAUUCCUUUUGUUUUCCUCUUUCUUUCAAAAUGCUUUGUAAAAUAUUACGUGUAAACAUGUAUCAUGUACAUCUAAUUGAAGUUCUUAUGAUGUUAAUGAUUCAUUGUUGGGCCACAUAA